Molecule: messenger RNA, 7297 nt
Organism: Pogoniulus pusillus (Red-fronted tinkerbird)
Lineage: Eukaryota; Metazoa; Chordata; Aves; Piciformes; Lybiidae
Gene: MTMR6
Product: myotubularin related protein 6
Exons: 15
Coding region: 73-1965 (630 amino acids)
Biological process (GO): phosphatidylinositol dephosphorylation
Cellular component (GO): membrane; cytoplasm; nuclear envelope
Molecular function (GO): phosphatidylinositol-3,5-bisphosphate phosphatase activity; phosphatidylinositol-3-phosphate phosphatase activity
Source: RefSeq, a predicted model, not a curated record
CGUUUCCAGGUGACGGCCGCCCCGGCCCGGCAGCACCCAGCGGGCGGCGGCUGCGGCACAGCGCGCACUGCUAUGGAGCACAUCCGCACCACUAAGCUUUUUCAGUGCAAGACUUCAGAGGUAGAACAAGUGAAACUACUGGACAGGUUCAGCACAAGCAAUAAAUCACUGACGGGAACCCUGUACCUUACAGCAACUCAUCUGUUGUUCAUAGAUUCAAGCCAGAGAGAGACAUGGAUACUGCAUCAUCACAUUGCUGCAGUAGAAAAACUUCCCUUGACUACUUCUGGCUGUCCCCUUGUCAUCCAGUGCAAGAACUUCAGGAUAGUUCACUUUGUCGUUCCCAGAGAGAGAGAUUGUCACGAUAUUUAUAACUCUUUACUGCAACUAUCAAGAACAGCAAAAUACGAAGAGCUGUAUGCCUUCUCCUAUAAUCCAAAACAAAAUGAAUCUCAGCAAGUCAAAGGUUGGCAACUUAUUGAUCUAGCAGAAGAAUAUAAGAGAAUGGGAGUGCCAAAUGACUACUGGCAGUUGUCUGAUGCAAAUCGUGAUUAUAAAAUUUGUGAAACCUAUCCUAGAGAACUUUAUGUUCCCAGAACUGCAAGCAAGCCCAUAAUUGUUGGUAGCUCCAAGUUCAGAAGCAAAGGAAGAUUCCCAGUGUUGUCAUAUUAUCAUAAAAAUAAAGAGGCUGCAAUUUGCAGAUGUAGUCAGCCUCUCUCAGGUUUCAGUGCCAGGUGCCUGGAAGAUGAACACAUGUUGCAAGCCAUCAGUAAAGCAAAUCCUUCAAAUCGAUACAUGUAUGUCAUGGACACCAGGCCAAAGCUUAAUGCAAUGGCAAACAGAGCUGCUGGGAAGGGCUAUGAGAACGAAGACAACUACUCUAACAUUAGAUUCCAGUUUGUUGGCAUUGAAAAUAUUCAUGUAAUGAGAUCCAGCUUACAAAAACUUCUGGAAGUCAGUGGCACAAAAGGUUUAUCUGUCAAUGACUUUUUGUCUGGUUUGGAGAAUUCUGGAUGGUUGCGUCAUAUCAAAGCUGUGUUGGAUGCUGCUGUCUUCCUAGUCAAGGCAAUAGCAGUUGAGAGUGCGAGCGUAUUGGUGCAUUGCUCAGAUGGCUGGGAUAGGACUUCUCAAGUUUGUUCUCUUGGAGCUCUCUUACUGGAUUCCUAUUACAGAACAAUCAAAGGAUUCAUGGUCCUGAUAGAGAAAGACUGGAUCUCUUUUGGACACAAGUUCUCUGACAGAUGUUGUCAGUUGGAUGGUGAUCCAAAAGAGAUCUCGCCAGUAUUCACCCAGUUCUUAGAAACUGUGUGGAACCUGACUGAGCAGUUUCCACAAGCCUUUGAGUACAAUGAAGCUUUCCUCCUUCAAAUCCAUGAACACGUCCACUCGUGCCAGUUUGGUAAUUUCCUUGGAAACUGUCAAAAAGAGAGAGAAGAACUCAAAUUAAAAGAGAAGACAUAUUCCUUGUGGCCAUUCCUUCUGGAUGAACAAAAGAAGUAUCAAAAUCCCCUGUAUAAUCCAGACUUUUCUCCAGAACUAACUCUUUUGGAGCCUAAUACAGUAUCAUUCAAUUUUAAGUUUUGGAGAAAUAUGUACCAUCAGUUUGAUCGAAGUAUGCAUCCCAGGCAGUCUGUAUUCAAUCUCAUUAUGAACAUGAGUGAACAAAAUAAACAACUGGAGGAAGACAUUAAGGAACUGGAAGCUAAAAUAAAGCAGAGAAAUGGGCAGCCAGACACAGUCCUUUUAAAGGAACAUAAACAGCCUGCUCAUCCGGCACCCAUGCCACUGAAGAGCCCUCCGUGCUUCAAAAAGGAGCAGCCACUGAUCCCUGUGAAUGAUGCUGUAAGAACUAUAGAGGGCAGCAACACUGCAGACAAUCGCUACAGUGAAUUCGUAGAAGAGUUCUCGAAAGCUGAGCCUGCUGUUGUCAGCUUGGAGUAUGGAGUCGCCAGGAUGACCUGCUAAUUAAAAUCUGGCGCUGUGCUCCUCUUCUAGACUGAUCGAAUUAAGAGAUGGAUUAUUUUGAGGAGGGGGUUCUUUGCUGCAUGACCAAACCCAUGAUUUGUAUCUCAGCAAGUUUUGUUAACAUAGACUAGAAUGGCAUGCUGGCUGUCAAGUGUUUGCUGUUCUUUUAAGAACAAAGAAAGAAGAGUAGUUAUGUUGUAAAAGAAAUAGGGGCAUUUGGUAAGUAGUGACUAAAAUCAAGGAGGGGUAUGUCAUUAGACUCAAGGCAGUUUGCACUAAGUUGAUUAAAACAGUGGUACCUUUACUUGGUAUAGGAAAACACAGGUGGUCUUUCACAAGUUGAUUUUAUUUGGGUAAGAAAACUUGAAAUUUCUAUUUUAGGAACUGAAGCUACUUGUAUAUAUCACAUAUGAUAUGAAUAUGUAUACUCUUGUUUAAUGUCACCCAGUACUAAUCUUCAGUGUAUUAAGUGCCAUGGAAAAGUAUGGUAUGUUUCAAAUCACAAAGAGUUGGCCUUAAAUCUGUCAGAUCAAUGAUAUAUUUGUCCUUUACUUAAUUGCAGUCUACCUGGCUCUGUUUACAUUGUAUUUGCUUAAAUUCUUAUUUCCUUAAAACAGAACUGAACGUAAGGAAUGAAGCAUGCCUGAGCUGGCACAGCCUUUUGACAAAUAACGAUAUGAAUGUUAAUUAACCACUGAAGACUGUUUUUCUCCAGUUCCUCAGUCAUUUAAAAUGUACUGGUAGAUUGGUCUGAUUUCUUUCUCUGUUAGCUCAGUAGAUUGAGCAUCACUGAAGCUACAAGUUGCAUCUGACCUGAAACGUUUUGAUUUCUGGCAAGAUAUUGAAGUGCAGAGCGGAAUAUGUCACGUAAGAAAACAAAACUUAGACAAAACCCAAGUUGUCGAGUUCAUUCAGGUUGUGUGCUGUGUGUUGUGCAGUUGCUCAUGUCACAAAAAUGGAAGCAGAAUUUUUGGAGGUGUGGUCUACUGAUGCUGUUCCCAAGUACAAAAAAAGUCCUGUGUCCAAAACUUCUGAGAAACUGAGUGCCUCCUGAAUCUUUCAGUAAGAGAAAAUUACAGUUUUUAGUUAAAUCCCCUGCUCACCUUUAAAAAGUUGUCCAACCUGUGCAUAUUUCAAGUAAUUUCAGUAGAGUUGGAAGAUUUUUAUGUAACUGGAGAGAGCACAAACUUCUAGCAGGAUGGAGUAGAGAUAUUUUGUCCUGUUGUGCGUUUUCUGAACAGACAACAGAACAGAGUAAAGGAAUCCUGGUGUCCAGUUUUUCAAGAGAGGUAUAAGUCCUAACUUUGAGUAUUAAGAUCCAUAAGUGUGAUGUUAGAUUAAUGCUACUGACCUUUUAUCUCUAGAUUUAAUUCAUUCUCAUACUAAUCCCUGACAUCUGUUUUGUUAAGAACUACUGGUGCACCACACAACAUGACAUAAUUGGCAGCAUUUCCCUCUGCACCAUAUUGGAUCCAAGACUCUUGUUAACAAGGCCAGGACAGGUCAUGAUCAAAUUGUAUUUGUGAAGCUGUCUGGGAGAAGUUAACUCUGACUCCUGUAUUUGGGUAACAAUUCACCCAUUUCACUGUUUUAUUUAAAAGCCUGUAAGUGUAAAUAAAGGCUCAUAAAUAUUUUUAUUCCCAAUGAUAGGAACGUAUUAUCAUCUUUAAAAUAUAUUAUCCAACCAUUUAAACAUGUUUAGCAUUUCUCCACUACAAGUUUUGAUAGUUCCACGUUUGCACAGUGGUGCCUUACAAGGUUGCAGCAAGAGAGGUUUCUGUGCCUUGCUGUUGUCUCCUGUUCUCCCUCACCUUCUGUACCAACUCAGUCCUGUGGUUUUCCUUUGGAAAAGCAUUGUGUGUGUUACGCUUGUAUCGCAGUAGUGACAAAUUUAUCACUGACAAUAUAGGUAAGUGUUACCAAUUUGUAUUUACUUGUUUUAAUAUUUAGAUGCUCUGGUGUGCCAUGUACACAUCAUAUUUAUUGUUUAAUGUUUAUAGACUCAAAAUAUUACAUUAACCUUUUCUGCAAAUAUUGUUGUAUGUUGUUUUUAUUUUAAUCAUCUGAAUACCACUGUAUACAAGGCUUUUGAAGAGAUCUGUUCCCUUUCAGUACUGUUAAAAUUACUUUAUUUCAGUCUUCAGGCUCUCUUUUUUGGCAGAGCUCACUCAGAGGAAAGGUUUGGGUGUCUUUUUAUUUUAAAUCAGGGUAGGCAUGUUAGGUCAGCUUUAGAAUGACAUAAAACUAUCUGCUCAAGUACAGAACCUGUUUCUUCAUCAAAGAAUAAAAUGUUUCCAGAUAUGAAAUAAACAUUUCACUCCAGAUAGAGUUUUAUAAGGCUGUGUCAUAAAGCAGCCUUAAAAAGUCCAGAUAGCUCCGCCAACUCAACCCUCAGGGUCAUCAGUGAGAAAAGUUCCUACAGAGAGGCAGCUGUCUCUUCUCAUUUGCUGUCCAGGCUUAAGCCAAAACUACCUAAAGCACGUGGGACCUGUGGUGAAGUAAAUAGAUGGUAGCGAAGUGGGCUCCAACAGAAAGCUUGGCAGGGUGGCCAGGACACAACACAGUGGGGGUGUUCUGUGUCCUUCAUGAAGGGUUUAAAAAACAUAAGCAAAUUGAUUAAAAGACUGGUGGGAGCUUUCUGGGAGCAGAAAGAAUUUUAAUUCUUAUUUCAGUGGAUGAGCUUUUCUUCAUCAUGAACGUGCCUCUUUGGUAGAAGUUACUAUAUUGAUAAGUGCCUGAUACAGCUCAAAAGGAGCCUUUCUCUUUCAGGCUGUGGCAUUAUGCUGUAGUUGGUGCGCUCACCAGUUGCUUAGGAGUGUAAUGGCCCAGAUAGGAUGAUUCUGAUCCCAUUGGUUGUGAGAUUUUGGCACCUGUCAUCUUGAUAAGGUCUUGGUAAAAUCCUGCAGUUAUGUUGUGUGCUGUUUGGUUUUAGUUUAUUUUUUAAUCUGCGUGCUACAAAAGAGAGAUAAUUCAGUUAAUUAACCAAAAUGAUAGUCUUACCUGAGCAACUAAAACUGUAGCACAGGCAGUUUAAAUAUUUAUUUCACUACUACUAACGGAAUCUGGCUUAUUUUUGGGAGGCUUGCUAUUGUCACGAUGUAUUCUUCAGUGGAAGUUUAAAUAUCCAACUGUUCUGUUUUGUAGGAUGACUGCCAAAUCAACAGACUAAGAAAUUAAUUAAGCCACACUGAACUGAGCCUGUGCAUUUUCCACAUGUCCAAUUACUAGUGACCUAAAUCUAGGGCGAAAGCCCGAAGUCUGUAGAGUCCAUUUAGAGAAUUGGAACAGCAAUCCUCCCAUAAAACCACACACCCCUGUGUGGAGCAAAUGCCCUACUACAGCGUUCUUUUAGAGGGAAAGCUAUCAUAAAUCAAGCUGUGGCAGUUUGAUGUGCAUCUUUCUCACAAUAAGCACACUGGAGAAUGCCUUGCAGGGAAAGGUAAUGUUUUUUUCCCCUCUAGCUGCUGUGUUCUUAUGGCCUUUUGAUAAAGCAACACAUGAGCAAAUCUCUGAGAAACUUGCUGCUCCUGAUAAACUAAGCACAUAACAUUUGGGCUGGGGUAGUUGGGCUUAACUAACAUCCUUUUAAGGAAGUGGCAUAAAUAAUAUCGAGAAAGUCAAUGUCAAAAUAACAGAGGGCACACAGAGCAUCUGUUCUUCGGAGUCCUGCCCUGCUUUUGAGCAAGUGUGGCUAGCAUGAGGGCCUCGCAUAAGCAUGAGGAUUGCUUUCUAGUUAAAGAUAAUCUGAUUUCAAACCAGAUCAUCCCCUUGCAGUGGUAAUUUAUAGUUCUUUAGGUCAGAACCCAAAGGUUGUUCUUAAAAUGCUUGUUUAGUUGUUAGUAGCUCUAAACCUGUAGCUGAUCAUAGACUUUAGUAUACUGGUCGUAAAACCUGUAUUAACCUUUAGGAUUAGAUCUUUAGGUUAGGCUGAAGUCUGCUUUAUCUUGCUUUCACCAUUUAGGCAACACUUUUCUCCAAGUGUUGCUUACUGUUGUGCUUGCUAUCUGUCAGAUGUAACAGACUUCUUAAUGCUUCGGGUGCUUCAAGAACCUGGAAGUACUACACUUUUCUUCUGCUAUUCCAAAGGCUCAGAUUAAUGAACAGUAUGGAUGAUCUUAUGUUUGAUUUAGCUAGCUUGACCUGCCUACUUGUUAAAUAGCACUGUACAUCGGCACGGCAUCAUAAUUCAGUUGUGCAACUUCUGUAUGCACAAUAGACUUAAGGAAAAAGGAUGUAGCUGGGACCCUUGUCACAGCACGUAGCAAGGUACAGGACUCUGCUGGGAUGUGACUCAUAAAACAGAACCAGUAGAGCUGUUCUGAUGUCCAGCAGCAGCUCAGAGACUUGAGGUGGAAGGUCAGAGGCAUGCUGCUUCUGAGAUCAGUUUCUGUAUCUCAGAGAACUCAGUGACCUGGUCUGUAAAACACUUGCAGCUGAGCAGUUCUGCAUGGGCAUCAAGCAAGAGAAAAAAGACAUGGAACUGUGAUUCUUAACCUACUGGUUUAAAGUAAUAAAUGUCCUGGUGGUGACUGUCCUGGGGUGCAAUAUUUUGUUUAUUCUUGUUUAUAGUUUCACUCUUGAGGUCAGUUGUAUACUGUUUAAGUAGCAUUAUAGUUUAUGACACAUGCUAUGAAAGUAUUUCCCACCUUAAUGACAAGAUUAGCAUGUAUGUAUCUUGUGCUUUGUAUCUCUGUGUAUAUUUCUGCCGAGUGAUUUUCAUGUGGUUAGGCAGCGUUGGUGAAGUCCCAUGCUGCCCCAUAAAGGCAUUCCUUAUUACCUAGCAUUACAGAUUGGUUUCCUCGCUCUGUCUUACUGUUGCUCUUCAGUCUUACAGUUUAUCUUUACAGCUGUCAGUUGGCAAUAUCCCUUGAUAAAACAUCUUCCCACCAAAAGAAAAUGGGUUGGUUGUUUUUCUGUCUCUCAGGGAUUUUUACCCCUGAACUACUGAACUUGACACAUAUUUUAACACUACUGCUUAUUCUCCCUUUCAGGUCUUCUGAGUGCCUGUUGACUUCACAGUCAGUUUACUUACACAAUUUAACUAGACGUGGCUAGUAAAAACAAAAUGAUUGUUAUAAUUGUUAUUCAAAUGGAUGUGGCAAUGGGAGAGGGAACUGUUUUCAUUGUAAUGUAUCUGGAAAGACUGGCUGUUUCACUAGUGUUUAUGGCUCUGUGAUGCUGUCUGCAAAAGUCAUUUUUCUGUGUGCUGGGAUCAUGCUUGCUGUAUAUUCCUGAUGAAACUUUAGCAAAUGGAAUUUUGUAAUAAGUAUUUUAUUUGUAUGUGUUUUGAAAAUUCAUAAUGCUUGAAAUAAAUCUAACUUGGCAUUGCGCA